CGUAAUUGAAUCGUUUGGGUGAGGGCUGAGGUCGCCCGUUCUUUAGUGCUAGUGAAUUUCUGGGAACGUGAAUUAUUUCAAUGUAAUUCGAAUGAAAUCGAAACAAUCUCGAAUCGCCUUUGACCGUGACCAAGUCUUUCCAACACACCCGUGAACAUGUUGGCUUCAGGAGGGUUGCGUCAAAUGUUGAUUGCGGUAUUAUGUACGCUCGUCAUGCUCGACAAUGGUUUUCACGACGGAUGGGCGACGCCGUCGCUUCCGGACUUACUAGCUGAAAAUUCUGACAUCAGAUUAACAGAUUCCCAAGGUGGAUGGCUGAUAGCCUAUCUGCACGUCGGUAUAGCGAUUGGUCCUUUAUUGGCACUUUAUGCGGUGGAAAAGAUCGGUAGAAAAUGGACACUGGUGUUAUCCGGAUUACCCAAAAUAAUAUCAUGGGUCCUCAUAGCGUUUGGUUCGAAUCGUUAUUGGUUGUACUCGGCGAGAUUUUUCGGCGGUGCGGGAUCUGGAAUAACGUUGACAGUGACGCCUAUUUACAUAGGAGAAGUCGCUUCCAAACGUUGGAGAGGACCUAUGAGCGCUACCAUAGCUGUGAUGAUAAACGUCGGCACUUUACUCGUCUACGCGAUCGGUCAUUACGUCAAGCGCAAAUUGUUGGCCUUGAUAUGCCUGUCCGUUCCGAUCACCUUCAUAAUCACCUUCGUAUGGAUGCCGGAGUCGCCGGUUUAUCUUGUGAGAAAAAAUAAAAUAACGGAGGCUGAAACGGUCCUGAAAUGGUCACUGGCGGAAGAAAACGUCGACGAAUCUAUGGAGGAAAUAAAACGCUACGUCUACAGAAACGAAUCGUCGAAAGAGAACGGUUUCCUUGAAAAUUCUCGGGAGUUGUUCAGCAGACGUGGUAACAGAAAAGCGUUGAGAAUCGCUCUGAUUUUAUUCAGCGGAUUAAUGUUAUCUGGAACUGUACCUAUCCUCUCGUAUCAGUCGGAAAUAUUCGAUCUAGCUCAUAUCAAGAUUUCAAACGACGUCAGUAUAAUCGGCGCCGGUUUCGCGUUGGUUAUAGCCGGUUGGGUUUGCGUCUCAUUGGUUAAAAUCACGGGCAAGAGACUUUUGCUUCUAAUAUCGACACCGCUCACGGCCUUUUUUUUGGGGGCCAUCGCGAUGUAUUUCACCCUCGAAAAAUUCGGCGUCGAAGUCGAUUCCUGGAAUUGGGUUCCCCUCAUCUCGAUGUACGGCUACGUCAUGUUUUACGCACUGGGUUUGGACUCGAUGGCCUACGCUUACCAGGGAGAAGUAUUCCCGGAUAAUGUCAAGGCACUUUCCGCCGUUAUUUGCUCUCUUUAUUACGCGUUCCUUGGAAUAACCACGGUUCAAGGAUAUCAGACAAUGCAGGACUACUGGGGAAUCGAGGGUCCUAUGUGGUUUUUCGCAAUCACAACGUUCGUAAUAUGGAUCGUUAUAUGGGUAAUCGUACCGGAAACGGAGGGAAAAAGUCUUGAAGAAAUUCAAAGAAUGUUACACGAAGAUAAAACAACGAAACAAAUCCUAUCACGAGCAUCAAGUUUUAUUUUUAAUGACAUUUAAAUGAGGAACUUACAUAGUUGUAAGAUGCACAAGAACAAGGGUAGCUUUUCCACGAACGAAAUUGAUCGAGAAAUACCCCCUUGACGAAGAGAAAGGAAAGCUUUUACUCACUUUACUGUAACUAACAGACAACCAUCUGUAUCAUAUUCAUAUUUACAUUUUUCUGGAUAACUUACGAGUACCUCAAAUACAUUUUUAUUAUUUUCUUCUU
Messenger RNA from Athalia rosae (coleseed sawfly), 1789 nucleotides. RefSeq names its product facilitated trehalose transporter Tret1-like. Gene Ontology annotation, cellular component: membrane. Gene Ontology annotation, biological process: transmembrane transport. The record is from RefSeq and is a predicted model, not a curated record. The coding region runs from base 157 to 1578 and encodes 473 amino acids. Lineage: Eukaryota; Metazoa; Arthropoda; Insecta; Hymenoptera; Athaliidae. The transcript is spliced from 3 exons. Gene Ontology annotation, molecular function: transmembrane transporter activity.